This is a messenger RNA of Blumeria graminis f. sp. triticale, 1620 nucleotides long. The record is from the annotation of a GenBank genome assembly. NCBI's taxonomy places the organism in Eukaryota, Fungi, Ascomycota, Leotiomycetes, Helotiales, Erysiphaceae.
AUGCACUCUGUUACAUUCUUUUCUAUUCUACUGACUGGCGUGGUCACUACCAGAGCCGAUGUGGCUCGAGUGGUAACUGAUAUCAACAAGAUAUCUAGGAAUUGGGGACAUCUUAGCCCUUACGCAAACAAUCGAGAUGAUGACUUUGGUGUCGAAUAUGUCGGACUUCCUGCCGGCUGCCAAAUUGAAUCUGCUCAUACCCUCCAACGCCACGCAGAAAGAUUUCCAACCAAGGGCAUAAACGAUGGCAGAAAUAAUCAACGUUUCAGUGAAAAGGUCACAAACUUCACUUCAACCCAUCCAAAAGAUCUGUUCACUGGUCCCCUCCGAUUUAUGAAUUCGUGGAAUCCAGUCAUACUCAGUAAUGGCCUGUUAACUGGCAUUGGUGCCUCGGCCGAGUUUAAUGCUGGGGUUGAGUUCUGGAACCGGUACGGAAGAACAUUGUACAAUGCAAGCGUUGGUCAAUUAGCCUACAACGGUUCCUAUGCUGAUGGCACACCACGUCAGCCCAUAGUUCUGAGGACUACUGAGCAAUCGCGGAUGCAUAACACCCAGAUUAACUGGGCCCUCGGCUUCUUCGGGCCCAGCUUUUCACCCGUGCCAAAUCCAGCUCUAAAUGACACGGCUAAAGCAUUCGAGGUAGUCAUUAUCCCAGAAGAAAAUGGCGGCAAACAGAAUAAUACACUGGCUUCAUAUGUAAGCUGUUCGAAUUGCGGAAACCCGACUAUGAAGGCUUCCACCAACCAGAUGCUUUAUGAGUUUGUCUCUAGUUACCUAGGUCCCGCCACCGAAAGACUCAAAUCUUUUGUACCAGCAGAUUUUCCACUGACCGUUAAUGACACAUUUGCCAUGCAGAUGAUUUGUGCCUACGAGAAUGCACUCAUGGGAGCAUCAGAAUUUUGUGGUUUUUUUACAGAAGAUGAGUGGACUGGAUUUGAGAACAGCCUAGAAAUGCAAUUCUACUACAAAUUUUCUUACGGUCAUCCAACUGGUCGCGCUCAAGGUAUCGGCUAUGUCGAGGAACUUUUGGCCCGCCUAAAUAACACCCAGAUGACAAGCUCUUCUACUUCAGUUAAUGCAACGCUAAAUAGCGACCCAAAAACCUUUCCAGUAAACCAAACCUUUUAUGCCGACUUUACUCAUGACACUGUUAUCACAUCGGUUCUCUCCGCCUUGUCAAUAGACUAUUUCCAUGCACCUCCUAAUUUAACCCAAAUCUCAUCCGACCCAAACCGUAAAUUUAUACUCUCGAAAAUUGUGCCUUUUGGCAGCCGCCUAGUUACCGAGACAAUCGGCUGCACCUCACCCAACCCAAAGCCGCGCAAGAGCGCACAGGUUCAAUACACACCAGAACAAUACGGCUACGAGAAAUCUUUAGCUAAAUACAAAUUUGUACGUAUGAGAUUAAAUAAUGGCAUUAUACCAUUAGACACAAUCCGUGGAGGCGCGUGUGGUGAUGACAAGAGCAGCCGAAUUGACGGGCUGUGCGCUUUGGAUGAUUUUAUGACAAGCCAGCAGAAUGCCUCGGCCAUGGCGAAUUAUCAAUAUGCUUGUUACGGGAAUUAUACUAACCAGGGCCGGGCCACUGGGUGGGAUUGGGAUGGAACUAUUUCAGAAUAG